CUGACCAGAAGGUUCUUCAGUAACAAUAUCUGCAUGGUUUAAAUGUUACAAGUAUUUCCGAUUUGUUCGGAAAUUUAAAUUUUUUUCACGAUGUCCUCUAUCAAGAAGCCUGUCCUUAUAGCCAGCAUCGUUGGCACUAUAUUUGGGGGAGGAGCAAUUAUCAAAGACUACUGCGGUGGAAAAAGAUUUGACAAUCCGGUAUCGGCAGAAGGCAAGACUGUCAUUGUCACCGGGGCGAACACAGGCAUCGGGAAAGAGACGGUGAGGGAACUGGCCAAAAGGAAAGCCCGGGUGAUCAUGGCCUGCAGGAAUCUCAAAUCCUGUGAAAAGGCAAGAGAAGAAAUCGUCUUGGAGACAAAAAAUAAAUAUGUUUAUUGUCGAAAGUGUGAUCUUUCUUCACAACAAUCCAUUAGAGAAUUCGCUAAGAGAAUUCUAUCAGAGGAAAAGAGGCUGGAUGUUUUAAUAAAUAACGCAGGAGUGAUGAGGUGCCCGCAGAGUACUACAGAGGAGGGAAUAGAGCUUCAGUUGGGCGUAAACCACAUGGGGCAUUUCCUCUUGACAAACCUGCUGUUAGACCUUCUUAAAAAGAGCGCCCCUAGCAGAAUAAUAAACGUAUCGAGUAUAGCGCAUAUGAGGGGCAAAAUAAAUAAAGAAGAUUUCAACAGUGAGCAGUCAUACGAUGGUGCAAGGGCGUAUGCGCAGAGCAAACUAGCAAAUGUGUUGUUCACCAAAGAACUUAGUAAAAGAUUGGAAGGUACUGGAGUCACAGUUAAUUCCCUACAUCCUGGACUUGUUGAUACUGAAAUCACACGUCAUAUGUCUUUCUUCAACUCGUACCUGUCUGGUUUCAUCCUCAAACCUUUCAUCUACAUGUUUAUAAAGACGCCACGCCAAGGCGCUCAGACAACAAUUUGGGCUGCACUCGAGCCAAGCCUCACCACAGUGACUGGCCAAUACUUCGACAAUUGUGCUGAGGCAAGAACAAGUCAGGAUGCACAAAACGAGCAGUUAGCUAGUUGGUUGUGGUUGGUGAGCGAGAAGUGGACUGCACCAAGGAAAGAAAGUGACACAAAAGUCAGUGUCAUGGUUUAGUUAAACUACUUCCUAUAGUAUAAAUCAUUAGGCUAGUUUGAAUUGUAAAUAAGACUAACUGACAUAAACUCUUAAAUGUAUAUAUUUAUUUUAAAAAACCAAAACCAAACUUGCAAUGUCACAAUAAAAACCAAUAGAAAAAUACAUUGUGCAUGUAACAUUUAAAUUAUUUUUAGGUUAAACAAAAUAAAUCCACUUCAUAGCCUUAAACCAAACAAGAAUAAAUAUGCUAAAUACAAGUUUUAACAGCA
This is a messenger RNA of Cimex lectularius (bed bug), 1343 nucleotides long. Its product is annotated as retinol dehydrogenase 13-like. NCBI's taxonomy places the organism in Eukaryota, Metazoa, Arthropoda, Insecta, Hemiptera, Cimicidae. The transcript has 6 exons. The coding region runs from base 91 to 1092 and encodes 333 amino acids. The record is from RefSeq and is a predicted model, not a curated record.